GAGUAUGAAAAUGCUGAAAAUGUUUCAACUCAGUCAAAAGUUACAAAUAAAAAAGAUAAAAAAAAGAAUCAUCAGGGGAGAGACAAACCUCCCACGGUACCACUAAAAGAUUUUCAAUCUGAAGAUCACAUUAAUAAAAAGACUGAGGAAUUGAGUUCUUCUCAGACUUUUUCACAUGAUGGAGGAUUCUUCAAUAGACUGGAAGAUGAUGUUCAUAAAAUUCUUGUUAGAGAAAAGAGAAGAGAACAGCUUACAGAAUAUAAUGGAACUGAUAAUUGUACAGCUCAUGAACACAACCAGGAGGUGGUUCUAAAAGAUGGAAGAAUUGAAAGACUAAAGUUGGAACUUGAAAGGAAAGAUGCUGAAAUCCAGAAGCUGAAAAAUGUGAUCACUCAAUGGGAGGCAAAAUAUAAAGAAGUAAAGGCAAGAAAUGCACAAUUAUUGAAAAUGCUUCAGGAAGGUGAAAUGAAAGAUAAGGCAGAAAUACUUCUGCAAGUCGAUGAAUCACAGAGUAUCAAGAAUGAACUAACUAUACAGGUGACUUCACUUCAUGCUGCAUUAGAACAAGAAAGAUCUAAAGUGAAAGUAUUACAGGCAGAAUUAGCCAAAUACCAGGGUGGCAGAAAAGGGAAAAGAAACUCUGAAUCUGACCAGUGUAGGUGAUUAUAUUAGCCUUUGAAGUCAACACAAAAGUUAAAACUUUCAGGGUUUUGCAAAAAUGUAUAUAUUUAAUGUUGAACAACUGCUAAACUAUGCAGUUUUUGUUGAAGGAACUAAAAGCAACUAGCUCACUAACAGUCUAUAACUUUACGUUCUUUUGGCUUAAAGUGAAAAGAAAUAUUGAAUUCCAGAAGCACUCAAUGAGUAUUGUUUGCUAUCCAUACUUCUUAUCACUUUAGUUUUUCAUCAGUCAAUAAAAUUCAAUUACUCUUCCA
Messenger RNA from Castor canadensis (American beaver), 935 nucleotides. The record is from RefSeq and is a predicted model, not a curated record. Lineage: Eukaryota; Metazoa; Chordata; Mammalia; Rodentia; Castoridae.